AUGUGUGCUCUAUGUCGUCAAAUAGGAGAAAGAACUCAGUCGACAACAGUAGUUAAUGUUUAUGUUGAAGAAAAACUAAAAGAAUCGUAUGAAGAUAUACAUGAUAUCCCUUUAUUGACAGAAAUAUUCAAUCAACAAAUGCGCACAGAUAAUACUAUGAGACACCAUUGUCGUUAUACAUAUACAUUCAAAGACAAACUAUCAUCAGCUAAAGUACGAAACUGUUUGUCAACUCAUCAUUUAUUACCUGUUGCUUGUACAAAUUAUGAAUUUCUAUCAUUAUUGAUACCAACAGCACCACAUCAACCGCUCAACAUUGUCAACAAAAUUUCGUCAAUGCGGCCAAUGUAUUCUUCGACUUGA
Messenger RNA from Rotaria sordida, 363 nucleotides. The record is from the annotation of a GenBank genome assembly. NCBI's taxonomy places the organism in Eukaryota, Metazoa, Rotifera, Eurotatoria, Philodinida, Philodinidae.